GUCUUUCGGUAGAUGAUUCCCUUUUCUAUGAGUCUUCAAAUCGUGCAGAAUGCGAAGGUCGAAUGAAAUAGGUUAACUCUCCCCGUAUUGGAAAGCACUCGCAUGUGACAUCUCAUUUACGACUACUUGCGGACUAGUAGAAAGGUUUGGCAAUAUUCAGGGAUGGAGAGUGAUCAGCGCCGUGGAAAAGAAAGUGGGGAAAAUGAGGAUGUGGUUGGGAAAGGCAGCGAGAAAAGCAAUUUCAAGUCCGCAGCGGCUAUUGGACACGAACAGCAGUGCUCCGAGGCUGGGUCGAAGACCAACAUGCAGGGUGAGGGAUAUGUAGACACGCCGGUGAAUUUCAGAGAAGACUCGAGCGCAGACGACGAUAGUCCCGCAGAAAUAUGCCUUCAGUUGCUGCUUCUCCAGCAGCAGCAAGAUUUACUGGAGUCUAUGAUAAAGUUGCAACAGGAGUUAAGGUUUAUUGAAAAACAGCUGAUAUGGAUUUUGCACAACGCGCACUGACUAGGGAGACUAGGGAUAAAGACGAUGGAAAGAAGGGACAGACGCAAACAAUACAUGCAAAACACGGGACUAAGGGUGUAUUCCCAGAGAUUUAGAUAGAUCCAGGGAUUAAGAUUUAGAUCGACCUAACU
Molecule: messenger RNA, 635 nt
Organism: Lingula anatina
Lineage: Eukaryota; Metazoa; Brachiopoda; Lingulata; Lingulida; Lingulidae
Source: RefSeq, a predicted model, not a curated record